Molecule: messenger RNA, 1448 nt
Organism: Radiomyces spectabilis
Lineage: Eukaryota; Fungi; Mucoromycota; Mucoromycetes; Mucorales; Radiomycetaceae
Product: chromatin remodeling protein
Exons: 8
Coding region: 179-982 (267 amino acids)
Biological process (GO): regulation of DNA-templated transcription
Source: RefSeq, a predicted model, not a curated record
UCACCAGCACAUCUUUCCAUUCAAAGUGUGAUGUUGAUUUAUUUAUGACAAAAAAAAUAUAGGAUAGUCCUGCUUGCACUACUCUGCCGUAAUAUGUGUUGGGAAGUACGAUUAUGCUGGCAAGUCCCAAGGCCAUGGAUGAUAGCGUGUCUUACCUCAGCGAUUAUGCCGACAGUAAAUGUCCUGUUUUUCGUUUGAAUGUCGCUUGAAUUGUACUUACCAGACAAUAGCUGUGGAAGCACUUCCUUUGGAAUUGCAACGCAAUUUUACCUUGAUUCGCCAACUGGAUGAAAGCGCCCAAGAUCUUAUGAAUACUGUGGCGACCGAGUCGAUGGAAAUCUCACAGACAAAACAAAUUUUGACAGCCGAAGAGCGAAGGAAACGGUUGACGCGAAUAGGCCACUUGCUUAAUGAAGCAUUACAACGUGGAGAAGAAAAAUUUGCCUUGGCCAAAUCGACUUAUGAUACUGUGGAUCGUCAUUGUACACGCUUAGACAAUGAUUUGCAAAAGUUUGAAGACGAACAAUUAAUUGGGCCUGCUCGUGCCCUCAAUCCACGAGAGCCCAAGGCAACCCUCCAGGAAUCCACCGACACUCAAGAACCCUCAAAUAAACGACGAAAGACAGCCUCUAGUGAGACUGACAGUCGUGGAAGACCCAAGAAGAAAAGAGGAAGAAAGAAGUUACAUAAAGAAGAGAAAGCGGAAACGGAUGCUGUUCAAGGGGACUACCUGUCGGCAGAAGAUUCUCGACAGCAUGCUCAGGCAGCCAUCUCUUUGAGUGACCUGCCGAUUGAUCCCAACGAACCGCUUUACUGUUACUGCCGACAGGUUUCCUUUGGUGAAAUGGUUGCUUGUGAUAAUGAUGAGUGCGAGAUUGAAUGGUUUCAUCUGGAAUGCGUGGGAUUACGAACACCUCCCAAAGGCAAAUGGUACUGCAAGAAUUGUGCGGCCGAACUCAAGGGAAAGAAAAAGAUCAUAUAGAGAAUACCAUUUGUAUUUCGUAUCUUAUUCUUUUGCACUUGAUCUCGCCAUGUCACAAGUGACUGUUUCAUGGUGCGUCUUCUUCACCGUCCGUAUCUACAUUUGGCUUCUUCAUUUUUCGACGUUCUUCACUAUCCCUUGCUUCCUCCGCUGCGCGUUUCUUAUACCUAUCCAUCAUUUUUCUACGAUUAAACCAUCUUGCUUUCUCAUCCAUGAAAGCUGGAGUACAAAUAUCAUGGGGAACUUACAGUGCCGACUCUGGAUUCUUUGCAGGGUUCGUGCAUAUACGUAAUCGAUAAUCAAUCUCCUUUGCUUGUUCGGGCGUCACCGCCAUGGUUUUUUGGAUGGUCUCUGCAACCUUUUCGGCAAUGUCGAGCAAAUCUUUUGUAUUUUGCGGGAACCUUUUCUCAAUAUAUCUAUUGUAUGACGUUAGUGUUUAACAGUGUCUGUCCUUGGUCUCGCAUUA